UUGCCUCAACAGUAUGCAAUUCAGUUAGCUUAUGGCCCGUGGUUAUGGCAAAUUCGUAUCCGUAGUAUACAUAAUACAUAUCAGAUCAGUUACUGUGAGACGUGGGUCCAUAUCAGUGAGCCACUCAUCGAUCAUCGAUCGUAGCGAUCGAUGGCGCAAAUAUUCAAAACGAUCGAUAAACGAGCACAUGGAAUAUUCAUUCUUAACAAAAACGUUUCAAGUAAAAGUACAAGCUACAGAGAAGGGGAGGGGAAGACUAUUGGAUGACAGAGCAAAUCAGUCUAGUCAGAAAUAUACAGUAUACGUAGUUACGUAGCACUAUUUUGAGUAUCGAAUAUCCUAUAUCUACUGGUAAUCUGUAAUAUGUAAUGCAUCUGAUUCAAGCACAUCAAGUAUAUUAAGAAUUUUUAACUAUAUGUGAAAGAAACGUGUCACGGAACAGCUAGAAACUAACCUUGAUUGUGUGAAAGGAAAAUUAAUUCAUCAUGCGGUAAUGUACAUCCUAAAUAUCAAUAACGUACGUAUGAUAACCUUUGUGCAUUGAUUGCACGAUGGCUACGAGGAAACGAAGAGGCAUGCACACAUCGCCAGGUAGCUCCACGAUGUUCGGCUCGUCACCAAGUAAUUUAAGGUCGAGUCGUUUAAAUUUUCGUCCGAAUUCGGCUCAAGAAGACAGAGGUGGAACUCGGCCCACGGCUGCCCCAAGUUCUAUAGGUCUUAUACUUGUAACGAUGUUUUUACACGUUUGCAAAAAGUCUUUGCUAUUCGAUACAAGACUCAAGGUAGCUAUAUAUUGCGGCGCAAUAUUCGUAGUAUCAUUGGUAGCAGAUUUUAUCACUAUGCCAAGAACAUAUUUCUCGCGUCCAGAUAAUGCUCUCAACCAGUAUUUUGUAAAGUGGGGAUGGGGAUGGUUGCUGACCGUAACUGUUCCAUGGGUUGUAUUGACCGCGCACACACUUGGAUGUGGUCGUAGAUCAGUUUUACUUAAACACCUUGCCAGAUUGGGUUUAGCCACAACUGCAUGGUUAUUAUGGAUCAAAUUGUUUAAUUAUAUCGAAACAAAUUAUGGCCGAUGCCUUAGCACAAAGGAUAUACAAUUACAGACAAAAGCAAAAUGUCUCCAAUCUGGUAAAUUUUGGAGUGGUUUUGAUAUAUCCGGGCAUACAUUUAUUCUUAUAUAUUCAAGCUUGAUUUUAGCCGAGGAAGGCUCUUCGUUAGUCGGCUGGGAGGGUAUAAAGGAUUUAAUUAUGCGCGAAGAACAUUCGCGAGUUACACCAAACGAGCCCAAUAUCGGACCACUUCGAAAUCUUUCUGAUUCCGAUUUGGAAUUUUUAAAGAAGGCGCAUAAAGCGCUUACCCCCUAUUUGAGAGGUCUCUUCGUUGCAAUGACACUGCAACAAUUACUUUGGGAUACUAUGUUGAUAUCUACAAUGCUCUAUUAUCAUAUUAUGAUAGAAAAAUUUCUUGGAGGUGUAGCCGCUAUUUUAACGUGGUAUGUUACCUACCAAUGGUGGUUUAAAUCUCCAAAAAACUCAUUGCCCGCGCCCGGUGAUGGUUUAUUUAAAUACAAUGAAACAAAGACCCAUGACAAUAGCUCGAUCAGAUCGAGACGUAGUACGCUGAAUGGUACCAAUAGAUUUAUGGGAUUACCUAUCCGCCUAAGUCAGGAUAAUAUCGAUACAAUUGGUACUAAUAGGCAAUCAGAUUCGGAGAUAUCUGCUUCCAGGACAUAAAAAUGACCAAAUAAUUUUCUAGCUUUCACAUUUAUCAAUGGAAUUGGACAUUUCUGAUACGUUUAUAUCACCUUUUUACAUCUAUAUAAAUUAAAUGUAAAAAUGUAGUAUCCUGAGAUACUUACAUUUAUUUAACAUAUUUCUACAAUAGUUUUACUUCUCUUAAUUUGUGCAGGUAUUUAAUAGUUAUAAAGUCUAAAUUUAUCUGAUGGAAGAAAGUGCUAGUAAAAUGAUAUUCUCUGAAUCUUGUAUAUUAUGCAUUUUAAUGUACAUACUUUGAACAUUGGAUAAAUUGUAUUUAUUAUUGGUGUGGUUUUGUCAAAUUAAAGCUGCUAUUUUCUUUUUAAAAUAGAAACCAGUUAUGUAAGUAUUGCGAUCUAUUGUAAUUUACUAAUUUAUAUAUGAAAUAUUAAACAAAAUAAUUUUUUUACCCCCUCAUGGACUGUUAAAUUAAUUAGGACAUUGUUACGCAGUAUACAUAAUUACUGUUAUAGACAUAUUUUGUGGUCUUAUUUUGUAAUUUGUAUUUACUAAACUAUUGUUUGUUUUAUUGAUAAAAUGUUUGUAAUAAACCAUCAUAUGUA
Molecule: messenger RNA, 2317 nt
Organism: Bombus pyrosoma
Lineage: Eukaryota; Metazoa; Arthropoda; Insecta; Hymenoptera; Apidae
Gene: Fitm
Product: acyl-coenzyme A diphosphatase FITM2
Exons: 1
Coding region: 552-1733 (393 amino acids)
Biological process (GO): phospholipid biosynthetic process; lipid storage; lipid droplet organization
Cellular component (GO): endoplasmic reticulum membrane
Source: RefSeq, a predicted model, not a curated record